Marasmius oreades (fairy-ring Marasmius) is the source of this 1692-nucleotide messenger RNA. RefSeq lists its product as uncharacterized. The coding region runs from base 406 to 1491 and encodes 361 amino acids. Gene Ontology annotation, cellular component: fungal-type cell wall. The transcript has 6 exons. Lineage: Eukaryota; Fungi; Basidiomycota; Agaricomycetes; Agaricales; Marasmiaceae. The record is from RefSeq and is a predicted model, not a curated record. Gene Ontology annotation, biological process: fungal-type cell wall polysaccharide metabolic process.
CAUCAUUUCAUCUUCAACCCUGAGUCACACGUAACUGGGCAACAAUCAUACCUUCGGAAUACUUACAUUCAAGUCGAAUAAUUCAAGAUUCAGGAGCAACGAGCGCGUUAUGUCAGGACUGUAUAACGAUCCACAUUUAAUUAUGUCCUCGUAACAAAAAAAUUCGAGUUUCCAUUUCAGACUUGAAGAACUCGAAUUUGGAUCUGCUUUAACUGGGUGUUGAACAAAAGAUGGCAACGAACUCUAGGUCUGUCACUAGCUCAGUCCCACGGCACCCCUCAGCCCACAGCUAUAAAUGGAAGGGGGAAGGGGAGUCAAACGACCCACGAUUUCCCUCGCAACUUCAACCAGCUCUUUUCUCUCGUUCUCAAUCGACUUUCUCUACUAAACAACGUUCUUUUUCAAAUGGCACCCCUUGAACUAUUCAACCUUGUCACUUUGGCCACUGUCGUCAUCUUGACUGCGUCCUUCGGUGUUGACCCUGUCAAUGCCGUUUCUAUUCGUUCAUCCAUCUCGAAUGGACAUACUAUCUCGCACAGAUCUCAUGGCGCUGUAGCGAAGAGGAGGCGCUCCGGAGUUGCUAAACGAUCCUGUAGGACUCGGCCUCAGAAUGGCGGAAACACCACCAACACCGACGAUAACAACACCAACAGUAGCGCCAAUGGCGACAGCGACAACAGCAAUAGCAGUACCGAUAGCAACGAUAGCAAUAACAAUAACAACACUACCAGCGGUGGGGGGAGCUCCAAUGGUGGCGGAGCCCAGGGUCCAAGUACCGGCAAAGUUUGCCUUGCGUGGCCCAACGGCAACGAUCCUGCCCUUGCCAACUUCGCAACCCCUAAUAGCGGAUUUCUCUAUACAUGGAGUCCGGUCAUGCCUUCAGACCUCCAUGGAUACAAAGCCGCUCCAAUGCUUUGGGGCCCGAAUCAAAUCGACGACUUCCACACCAAUGUCAAGCAAGGCAGCGCUGACCACAUUCUAGGUUUCAACGAACCUGAGAUGGACGGGCAGUCCAAUCUGACACCUCAAGCGGCCGCCGACCUUUGGAAAUCCGAGAUUGAGCCGUAUGCUUCUCUAGGAUUCAAACUCGUUACGCCUGGUGUCUCCUCAGCUCCUCAAAGCAAACCGUGGUUGAUCGAUUUCGUCAACGCUUGUGACACCUGCACUUUCGAUGCCGUUUCUGUCCACUUCUACGGCACGUCGGCAGACGACCUUAUCAAGUACAUCACCGACUUCCAUAACACGUUCCAGAAGCCGAUCUGGUUAACCGAAUACGCUUGCCAGGACUUCAGCGGUGGGCCGCAAUGCACUCCUGACGAGGUGUCCGACUUCAUGGACAAAGUCAAGGCUUUCGCCGAGUCCACCGACUGGGUCCAUCAAUACUGCUGGUUCGGUGCUAUGCAUGACAUGGUCAAUGUCAACCCCGCGAAUCAGCUCAUGGCGAGUGACGGCAACCCAACUCCCCUCGGGAAGGUUUUCCUUGGGAUCUAAAUGAUAAUACCCUCCCGUUUCCUGUCCACUUAUUAUAUACACCUCUCUAUUCCCGUCCAAAGCUUCGGAUGUGUUCUUCGACCGUGAUGGAACUGCUGGACAUCCACAUUGUUGUAGAUAUCUUCAGUAUAUAUUGCUGGCCCAGGUCUACCCAGUCACCGUAUCUUGUCCCCCUGUGAGUGGCUUCGUGAAUGAGGCUCG